ACUAGCAGGAGAAGUGAAUGUGUGCGACAGGACCCUCUUCCGAUUUUCACCAACUUUUCUCCAGCUGUUGGGUUUUUGUUUUUUAGCAAGCCAGGAUUCAAAUUUCUUUCCGAUAUGUAAAUAUUUUAAAAAUAACAACGUAGCGGUAACAUUUUCCCUUUCUACAGAGAAAAAAAUCGUCAAAAUUCCGUUUUUAACACCAGAAGUUUUUGGCAAAUGUUUUGGCCCACUCUAUUAAGGGGUUUCGGCUCGAGCCAGAGCGGCUCUUCCAGUAAGCCGCCUAAGCCUCCAUCGACUCCAAAACCUCCCACGCCACCGAAACCUCCACCGCUCCCUCCGCCUAAAAAAGAGUGCAAGAUCCGGACCCACUGCAUUCCGGCCGCCUUUUGCGCCGAAAGCGAUAGGUUUAAGUCGAUGUGGGAGCCUCCCAAGAAUUUGCCUCCUCCUUAUCCCUUUGUGGUCAGCCGAUCCAAUGAACAUUGCUGCGGUCCCAACUGCACCAAGCCAUUACCCUCGUUCGACGAGUUGUACUACCGACCCUCCUGUAAGGAUGGUCCCUACCAGCGCCAUUGGGUGGAGUGUCCCAAGUUCAUGAUCCGCAAGAAGAAGGUUUGUGCCUACGAAAAACUGGAGGGUUUGGAUCCAGCGCGUCGUGUGGCCAAGCGGCGGGAUACAGCGACGAAAGGCCCAGCUGCAGGACCCUGUCCCCAUUUUGCUCCUUUGGCGCGUUGCGUGCCGGGACGUCGUCCGCCCAAAUGCAAAAGUGCCAAGACGCCCUCUUGCUGCCGUAAACUGUGUGCUCCGAUGCCCUCUUGGUCGGAGUGCAUCAAGCCCAGGCUAGCCAGGCGACCCCAACGACCCCGAGAAUGCGAAUGCCGAUACCCCCUAAGCCUAUGCGAAGCUGAGCGGGGUCGUCAGUGGGUUAAAAUCCAUGGUGAGAACCACGUCUGUCCCGCUGCCAUCGCAAAGGCCAAGAAGGCGAGGAAAGAUGGUUUCAAGAAAAAGAAUAAGAAAAAGAAGACCAAGAGUAAGAAGGGAGGAAAGGAUAAGAAGCCCAAGGACAUGAAAAAGAAAUAA
Molecule: messenger RNA, 1077 nt
Organism: Drosophila eugracilis
Lineage: Eukaryota; Metazoa; Arthropoda; Insecta; Diptera; Drosophilidae
Exons: 1
Coding region: 217-1077 (286 amino acids)
Source: RefSeq, a predicted model, not a curated record